Molecule: messenger RNA, 2055 nt
Organism: Pleurotus ostreatus (oyster mushroom)
Lineage: Eukaryota; Fungi; Basidiomycota; Agaricomycetes; Agaricales; Pleurotaceae
Gene: ESF1
Product: pre-rRNA-processing protein esf1
Exons: 6
Coding region: 1-2055 (684 amino acids)
Biological process (GO): rRNA processing
Cellular component (GO): nucleus
Molecular function (GO): RNA binding
Source: RefSeq, a predicted model, not a curated record
AUGUCUGAUCCUCGAUUCGCAAGGCUCAAGACAGAUCCCCGCUUCCGUCGCCCGAAAAAACAGUCGACAAAGGUAGUCGUCGACGAACGCUUCAAGGACAUCUUUUCGACCAAGGGAAAGAAAAGACAAUUGGUUGACAAGUAUGGUCGCUCUUUGUCAAAAAACCACGAGCAAGAUAAUCUCCGGAGAUUCUACCAGCUGGAGGGGGAAGCCGAGACAAAUAACGGCGAAGGGAGCACAUCGUUUCCUGACUAUGCCCGCGGAGAGGUCCUCCUAGAGUCCUCAGAUGAAGACGAAGCCGACAAGGAAGGCGAAGACGCGUCGGACGAUGAAAGCGACACUGGUGGCAUCAUAACACUCGGGCCUCAAGACGGAAAUGAUGCCGAGGUGGAGAUUGACUUGGAUGAAAGCCGGUUUGCAGAAUUAGAUGCCCAGGCUGCUGCCUACAAGGACUCGCACCCAGAGGAUGAGCCAGAGCCAGGUUCGCAGACACGACGCCUUGCAGUUGUCAACCUAGACUGGGAUCAUGUACGUGCAUCACACCUAUACAAAAUAUUUGCCUCUGUGCUAUCUCCAACAACCUCGGCGUUGUCGGGGCGAACAUCGAAAUCGGACUCGACGAGGAAUAAAAAGGGCCCCUCUGUCGUUAAAGGUCGUAUAUUGAACGUUCGGAUAUAUCCUAGUACGUUCGGGAAAGAACGUCUGGCGCGAGAGGAGAAGGAGGGUCCUCCCCCUGAGAUCUUCAAGAAGAAGAGAGAGCUCGACCCCGAACAAAUCAAUGAGAAGACGAUAUACGAAUUAGGGGAUGGUGAAGAAUACGACGAUGAUGCUCUGAGAAAAUAUCAGCUAGAACGUCUGAGAUACUAUUACGCGAUUGUAACUUGCGACACAGUUGAAGCAUCGGCCCACAUAUAUCACGAACUCGAAGGCACAGAGCUUGAACGCUCUGCUAACAUCUUCGACCUGAGUUUUGUCCCUGAUGAGAUGACGUUCGACGAUGAAUUCAGAGAUGAGGCUGCCGAGAACAUCGACUUCAACUAUAAAGCAGUCGACUUCGUAACUGAUGCUCUUCGCCAUUCCAAAGUCAAGUUGACAUGGGAGGAAGACGAUCCUGAGCGCAAUUUGGUUACUCGCCGCAAACUCUCGCAGAAGGAAAUUGAAGAAUCCGACUUCAAGGCCUACCUUGCCUCUUCAUCCUCUGAAUCUGAAGCCGAAGAUCAACCGUCCAAAAAGUUUUCCAAGUCUGCAUCACGGGAUAAAUUACGGUCGCUGUUGCUUGGAGGAGAGGACGCUGAACUACCGGAAGGCUGGGGAAUGGACGACGGUGCAGAUGAUGUGGACAUGGAGAUUACGUUUUCGGCAGGGUUGAGUGGUGCGAAGGAUGGUGACGAGACGACACUGGAGAAGUACCAGAGGAAGCUCAGGGACAAGAAGAAGAAACGGAAGGAAGAGUUGAAGGAGAGGACUGCGAGCAAGAGUGGGGCUAAAGAAUCCAAGGAUGAAUUCUUCGACGACGGGAGCGAUGAUGAGUCCGAGUUGCCCGCCAACACGAAGGCCCGACCGCGAGACGAAAAAGACAGUCAAAAAGGACGGAAUAUUUCGACUGCUGAGGAACUGGCCCUCCUCGCAGCAGUCGACCAGCCGGAAGACGAUGACUCCCAUCACUUCAACAUGAAGUCGGUCCUUAAGGCUGAGAAAGCGAAGAAAGGCAAACGGGGGAAACUCAACAAAAAGAAACAAGUCGAGGCAGAGAACGAACUUCAAGAAGAUUUUGCCAUCGAUGUCAAGGAUGAGCGUUUCGCCGCGCUACAUGAAGAUCAUACGUAUGCCAUUGAUCCAAGCAAUCCACAUUUCAAGAGGACGAAGAGCAUGGGCGCGUUGCUCGAAGAGCGAAGUCGGCGUCACAAAAAUCGGCACGAGGAUAUAUCAAUACCGCGUAAACCUUCGAAGCCUACUGAAGAUACGGACGGCGGUCUUCAGGCUCUCGUUGAUCGAGUGAAGCGGAAAAGCAUGGCCACCUCAAAUGAUCGCAAGCAUAAACGGCCGAAGUCGUAA